Molecule: messenger RNA, 573 nt
Organism: Lactuca virosa
Lineage: Eukaryota; Viridiplantae; Streptophyta; Magnoliopsida; Asterales; Asteraceae
Source: the annotation of a GenBank genome assembly
AUGGAUUUCUUUUUACAGUGCAGAAACCCUAAUUUCCAUUCUUCUUCUUCGGUAGUUGUAACAAGCAAUAAAGUCAACAACAGAGUUCAUGGGAGAGAAGGGGAGAAGAAGAAGCACAAGAGAAACAACAAGAUCAGCACUAAAGUGAAGCUCUCAACAGACCCACAAAGUGUAGCUGCAAGAGAGAGAAGGCACAGAAUCAGCGAGCGGUUCAAGAUUCUGCGAAGCUUGAUACCAGGUAGUGAUACCAGGAACAUGGAUACAGUAUCCAUGCUGGAAGAGGCCAUUCAAUAUGUCAAGUUCUUGAAAGCUCAGAUUUGGCUACACCAAACAAUGAUUAGUUUUGAGAAUUUCCAUGAUUAUGAUAAUGCUAAUAGAAAUUAUCAUCAUUAUCAAUGCUCGCAUCAAGAUCUUCUCCCGUCUGAUAAUUUCUAUAGUGAUUACCACCACCUCUCCAGCUUGCCUCAAAUGGAACAUGCAGUCGUACCCCAACUAGGGUUUGAAGAUGGAUCUUGCUUCAAGGAUGAGGAUGAUGAUAACAAGUUUUCUCUUUCUCAUGGUAUCAUCAUGUGA